Molecule: messenger RNA, 1153 nt
Organism: Truncatella angustata
Lineage: Eukaryota; Fungi; Ascomycota; Sordariomycetes; Amphisphaeriales; Sporocadaceae
Product: Mss4-like protein
Exons: 5
Coding region: 166-999 (277 amino acids)
Molecular function (GO): carbon-sulfur lyase activity
Source: RefSeq, a predicted model, not a curated record
CGAUAAUCUUGUCUGUGAGUGCUUGGACGAAGACAGCCAGACAGUAUAUAUGCCGGGCAGCCCGCACAAUACUAUUUCCCCCUCCACAUACCAAGGCGAUUUACCACUCCACGACAUACUUAGGCAGUGACUGAACCGAUCGUAUUGGCGCGUGACCGGAAUGAAAUGAGCGAGAAGAUUACUUAUCGAGGCAACUGCCACUGUGGGAAGUUCAAGUUCGAGGCCGACCUGACGGAGCUCAAGACCGCGACCUCCUGUGAUUGCGUCGCUUGUCACAAGAACGGCAUUCUCUGGGCGUUUCCGGCGAACGGCGAUUACAGAAUUAUCCGCGACGACGGAUCGCUCACUAGCACCCGACACGGCGAUACACUUGACCACAAGUUCUGUACCAGUUGCGCGAGCUCGGUCGCCGGCACGCAUCUGAGCGGGCCGCUGAAGGGCAAAUUUGGUGUCAACGUCCGAACACUACUUGACGUGAACCCGUUUGCUCUCGAAAUCGAACAAUCAAGCCACCCCGAGGCCAAGGUCGAGACCAUCGACUCCACUGUUGAUGCGGAGGGCCUCAAGACUUACAAAGGCAGUUGCAUCUGCGGUGCCGCCACCUUUGACUUCAAGACCAGACCGCUCCCAGAGCUAUCCGAAGGCGACAUCAAAGAAGACAACUGCAGCAUCUGCGUGCGAAACGCAUAUAUAGGCGUCUACCCGACUCCAGCGCAAGUCACCAUCCCGCCUACCUCGGACGCCGAGGCCGCGACAUACGCCUGGGGCUCCAAGUUCAGCGGAUUGCGCUUCUGCAGGCACUGCGGCGUCCAGCUGUGGAGCGACCUGUGGGGGCCGCCGGCGGAGGUGGUGGCGACGUGGCCCGAGGCACGGCAGCAGAUGGUAAAGCGGAAGCUCAACAUCAAGCCCCUGAAUGUUCGCGUGCUGGAGGGUGUCGAGUGGGACCAGAUCGAGAUCCAAAGAAGCGAUGAAGGGACCGAGGGGUAUGUCGUUGAUUGAGUGACUUGGAAGUGGUCAUGGUGCAUGAGAAAGAGGGGGGCGCAGUAGCUUACGAGAUGAAAUACUAAAGACGAAUCUCCUUGGUUUUUAUUACAUGUGGAAUUAUACGUAGCCACCAUUGCGGUGAUCCUGCUGUAAACGAGCUAUAAGAAUC